AUGCCUUUGACAACACCGGUGCUCACCGUUGACGCGGACAAUAUUCAUAAGGUGGACACUGCCAAUGCUCAAAGUCUCCAUGGAAUGUGGAUGGUAUUUUCAAAAUGUGCCGACUAUAUGGACCAGGGCCGUCGACUUGAAAACCUGAGCUGGCGGCUGUGGACACGCGAAACCUUCUGUGUUGAGCCUGGGAAGUCCAACAGCACUUCCGCUAAACCAUUGCUACGUUCCGAAGCUGGGGAUCUGCCGGAGCUCUCCGCCAGCGUUGAAUCGGCCGCGUCCGACCAAGCCGAGCGGAUCGAAGCUCACAUCAAACGCCCUAAAUGCUCCGAUUACCGACCUGCUGUCGUCCGCGAGGAUUCGAUGGCCAGUCUCGGCCGUGGCAAGGAGAAGCACAUUACAUCGUUGGAUCUGGAACGAAUGGUCCUCAACAUCAAGGAAAAGAAGCAGCUGGAGCCCAUAGACCCUCCCGUCGAACCUGCUGCGCCUGUCGUCGAUAUUACUCCACGCCCAUCUACUCCCACUCCUGCUCCUGUUCCGUCCACCCUUCGACAGGUCCCUCACUUCAUCCGACCCACUCCUUAUCCUCGCGAGUCUACCGAGUCUUGCUCGACUACUGCCCCCGAAGGCAAUGAGAGCGAUACUGCACAAGUCAAUCAUGCGUCCGAUACAAGUGUUUCGUCCUCAGGUGUACUUCCAAGCAGAUCCGAAUUGAUCAAGUCUCCUAGCAUUGUUCGUGGAUUUUCGCCAUCGCACAUCUCAUCUUCCUUCCGAUCGCAGCCGAGAUUGUCCAUCGACCCCAGUCCUUCUCGCUCCGCCACUCAGAUGAGGCCAUCCCCAUUGAAGAAAAAGGGCGGCAUGUUUACGUUGGGUGGAUCCUCUGGAGAUGAUGAUGAGAGCUCCUUCGAAGAGCGCAUGGUCCCACAGACGGCUCAAGAGAAUGCGACCGGUGGAUUGAAGCCAAGGAACACCAACCCGAACUCAACGAAAAAGACUGCUUCUUUCAGCAACCAGGUCUCAUCCCAUAUUAUUCCUAACUGCAAGGACCUCAGCCGAUCCGAUGAAGACGCCAUUGAAACCGACGACGAGGUCUCGGAAAGCGCCAUCGAGGAUGAUGAGGAUGACGAUUGGGAGGACUCAGUGACCGAGGGUGGCGAGUCCAGUGUCGACGACCACGGAGAGAUGUUCCAGCGGGUCGAUUCCAGGCCAAAUCUCGUUUCUCGCCGCUCGAUGCUCACUAUGAUGAUGCACCAGCCAACCCGCAUGCAAAGUAAUGCGUUCCGGUCCAGCCCUGCACUGCAGCGAUCAAGAUUGACAUCACCAAAUGGUCCAUCCGUUCCCCAGUCUCCAGCCCAGGAUGAAGAAAGCCUGACUAUGCGUGGCCCCGAUGUUCCUCGGUCGAAGCCUAUCGGUAUGAAGCCAAUUCCUGGGCAGUCGAUGGCUCACUCCCCACGGACCACUCGCCGUAACAUGCUUGCGACUGAAUUGACUGAGUCUCUCCGUCGACACCUUCUUUGGGAGCGCCAGCAGAAAAGUGCGACUGCGAACGCCUUCCUCAAGCGUCGCCACACUGCCCACGAUAUGAAAAAUCUCCAGGAGUACCCAGGUCCUAAGGGUCCGCACAAGGGUGUUGGUCCAAAACAGUCGAGUGCUGAAGCAGACCCGAAUGCCAACUUCGAUCUCGGCAAAAAUGGCUCGUGGACCAACUAUACCACUGACUACGGUCCUUGGGAGUAUCAUGUGAAGGGAUGGUAG
Molecule: messenger RNA, 1755 nt
Organism: Penicillium soppii
Lineage: Eukaryota; Fungi; Ascomycota; Eurotiomycetes; Eurotiales; Aspergillaceae
Exons: 2
Coding region: 1-1755 (584 amino acids)
Biological process (GO): regulation of nitrogen utilization; negative regulation of transcription by RNA polymerase II; mitochondria-nucleus signaling pathway
Cellular component (GO): cytoplasm
Source: RefSeq, a predicted model, not a curated record